Molecule: messenger RNA, 1405 nt
Organism: Achroia grisella
Lineage: Eukaryota; Metazoa; Arthropoda; Insecta; Lepidoptera; Pyralidae
Exons: 9
Coding region: 5-1255 (416 amino acids)
Source: RefSeq, a predicted model, not a curated record
CAAGAUGGCGUUGAACUCAAUAUGCCGACUAGUUCUGUUAGUCAUUACAGUGCACUAUGGCGCCGCGUCAGACUUUUUAAGUAGAACAAUACGCCAAGCACCAGGCAGCAUCUUCACAGUGGGCAGCGGGGAGCCGUGCCUGGGCUCCGACAGAAGCACCGGCGGCGUCUGCCUCUCCAGGAACCAGUGCAACACCCAGGGCGGGAAGGCCAUAGGCUUCUGUGGAGUCUUCGCCACUUGCUGUUCUCUGAACGCGUGUGAUGUAAGAACCAACACAAAAGUAGCAGUGUUCAUCAACCCGCCGCUCAACAAGGAGUCUUCAGGCCUGGAGUGCUCCUACAAUGUGGAAAUUAACAAUAACAACGUCUGCCAGAUGAGGAUCGACUUUGAGACCUUCAACUUGGCACCACCUACCACCAUUGAACCCGUCGAGAAUGUGACCCAGCGUCCUGGUUACACGUGCAGAAACGACAUCUUCCAAGUCACCAACUUGCAGGCCAACUCCGACUUCCUGCCAGCGUUGUGUGGUGACAACAAUGGACAACAUUUGUAUGUACGUGUGAACGCGUCAACAAACAGUCGCUCAAUUCGUAUAAACUUCAAGAUAGCUGAUCGCAACACGCAGCCAAAUCUCCCACAGGCUACAUGGAAGAUCAAAGUCACUCAACUGGAAUGCUUCAAUACAUUAGGAAAAUAUCGAGAUGGUCUAUUUGAGGCUAUUACAUCUUCUCUACCUGCGACUCCUCUCUCCUCGUCUGCUGACAGAGAUGAAUACUUAAUCGCUCCCCCUGGCUGCUUGCAGUACUACCCUGAUCGUUCAGGAGCAUUUGAAUCCUUCAAUUACAACAGAGGUAGUGGCCCUUACAUCGCCAACUUGGCUUACGCUGCCUGCUUCAAGAAGACGCCUGAUGUUUGCGGAGUCAAAUUAACAGCGGCCAGUUUCGAGAUGGCGUACAGAACAGAAGACAACCUCUACCUGGACACGGACUGUCAGAUCAACCCCGUCACGCAGGGUACUCCGCAAUCAGAGGACUACCUGUUCAUCCCUGAAUCGGAGACCGCUGAUGGUCUGCGAGGGUCGAAGUUCUGUGGGAGCAGCGCUUCUAACCAGAUCAUAGCUUCAACACCACCCGGCCCGCUCUACGUACACUUCCACAGCGACAACCUGGUCACAGACGAUAUAAACGAAUAUGGCUAUAGAUUCAGUUACAACGUACUAAAUAAUUGCUACUUGAGAAAAUCUGUGAACGUUUAAGUUUUAAUUUAAAAUUAAACUUUUGAGUGCAUAGAGAGGUUGCAAAUAGCAUUGCUUAUUAGUGUUGCCAACCUUGACAGCUUUUUAUUUGACUGAAAUGGCAACGUAACUUAAAUUAAAAAAUAAAAUAAAGUGAGUGUAUAGAGAGGU